Molecule: messenger RNA, 1907 nt
Organism: Rosa rugosa (rugosa rose)
Lineage: Eukaryota; Viridiplantae; Streptophyta; Magnoliopsida; Rosales; Rosaceae
Exons: 5
Coding region: 251-1501 (416 amino acids)
Source: RefSeq, a predicted model, not a curated record
AACCUGGAAUCUCAGAUCAGAACAACCCUUCUCCUCUUAUCAAAACAACUGGACGACAUAAAUCCCACAUUGUGAUUUUCAAUCCUCCUAAUUUGGGUGCCACUCAAAUCGAAUAACACCAAAUUCUAAUAAAAUCUCGGAUUUUGAGUCCUGGGAUGGAUCAGUUUAUGGUGGCCUGAAGAGGCACCAAGCACAAAAAGGGAGAGGAAUUUAGUUUUCUAAACUUGGUUUCUCUUUUCUUUUUAGCUUCAUGGUGGAUAACGUUUGCCUGAUGGCCUCUCAUGGCUACCCUCAUGGGCUUGUUUUGCAACAAGAACAGAACAUGGGCAUCAUUAAGGAUUUCCAACCCUUCCUGCCAAGUUAUGGAGCAAAACAGGAAAUUACAAAGUUGGGAUCUUUAAAAAUGAUGCCUCAGCAAAGUGAGGAGCCAUGGAGAGCAAUAAGUGGAUUGUCAGAGUCUAACUGGUUUGCGAAGACUGCCUCAGAUAUUGAAAGGCCUGCACUCACUGAUGUGCAAGAUGUUCAUCGAGAUUCAGUGCUUUUCAGCUCUGGGAUUGCUGAGCAUUUCCUACGACAUGAAAAAAUGGCGCAGUUUCUCAUGUCCGGAGAAAGUGAAGUAGAGAGAGGUGGACUAGAUAUAACUUCACUAUAUGACUUGAUGGGGUUAAAUGAAAUGCACCAAAAGCCCUUAAUACCGUCUCUCAUCUACCCAAGUAGUGAGUCGAAUACAAAGCCUCUCUUGGACUUUGUUGGUGGUCUGGCAUCUAGUUCUAAAAUUACAUUUCAGCCAGAUGGUCGAGUUUUCUUCACAGGUACAGGGACUGAGAUGAAGCAUCUCCUUUCAGUUGUUGCGGAGUUUUACUCAUUGAAAACCUCAGCUAAUUUGGGAAAGCAUUCUGUUCUGGUUCCGUACUUUGAUAGGUUCCAGUUCAGGGAAAAAGUCAAUAUUGAUGGUUCGCCUUUGAAGAUGCAUGGGACUACAGUUGCUCCUUUAAAGAGUCCUGAAAAAUUCAAGACAAGGGGGAUGCCUAAGCAGAAGAAUGGAAAAAAGGUGGGCAGAGACAGAGAUAUAUACAGGAGGAACUAUUUCCACGCCUGUGAGAGCCUUCUAUCAUUAAUGAUCGACAGAAAGAAGAAUGGGAAAUCAGCAAUUCAUUCACUUCAAAAAUCUGGCACUGAGCUUCCUCAGCUCCUGACCCAGUUUUCUGCCAGUAUUGCUGGAACAGGAUUGGCUGUCCUUUUCUCUGUUGUCUGUAAAGUAGCUUGUGCGAGGGUACCCUUCUGCUCUUAUAAACUCUUGAACACUGGAGUUGGAUUUGGGUUAGUUUGGCUGUCUUGGUCAGUGAAUAAGCUGAGGGACACAAUUGUUCCUAUCAGCAAGAAUCCAAGGAAGUCGGAUUUAAAAGAAGAGGAAAUAUUGUCGAGGGUGGAGACGAGCGUGAAUGAGAUUUACUUCAGAGCUGCAGCAUUGAUGGCGGUGGCGGUGUUGAGGUUUGCUUGAACAUGAAGCGAAGACAAAGUUUUGGGAGAUACAGAUGGUGUGAAGAACAUUUGGCUAGAUGGUCAGUAUUUAAGUAAAAUUGCAUAUGACGGUAGCUAAGUUGGCUAAUGACCAGACAGGUGAAGCACUUUGAUCAAAAGUGUUCUUCAAUUAGAUACAAUUGAAGAACCCAUCUUUCAAAGAAUGAAUAUGUUCAAAAAACUCUACAGUUGACGUGAACCAGAACUCUGGUUAUCCAGAGCUCUGGCUGAUGACCAGUCAGCUGGUGGUAAUAGUAGUAGUUCAUGUAGAAUGUGAAUUGAUAGGAAGGUUGCAUGUAGUCUGUAACAUAGUACAAUUUUGUGCAUGGAACUGUCUUUGUCUGUGUUACUAUCCGUAAAUAAACUCUUCUAUGUUUGUUGCAUAA